Molecule: messenger RNA, 411 nt
Organism: Trypanosoma theileri
Lineage: Eukaryota; Euglenozoa; Kinetoplastea; Trypanosomatida; Trypanosomatidae
Exons: 1
Source: RefSeq, a predicted model, not a curated record
AUGCGCACAACUCUACUAUUAACCUUGCUACUGAUACUCUCCUGCAUCUGUACAUGUGCGGCAGCAGAGAGGAUGCCACUGCCGGUGCCACGUGUGGGUGGAUACGCUACAGAGGCGCAGGGACAAGGGAAGCCGGACAAAAUACGAGGUACGGGCGGUGAUGCACAAGGGGUACCUGAGAAGUGGAAUAACGGUGAAUUCACUACCACCACACCAUCCCUCAGUAUGAGUGAGUCCAUGAGUGCCUCUGCCACUCUUCCUCUCACUGACACCACUACUGUUGCCCCAUCAACACCAGAUGAACAACAGACUGCAGGAACAGGAGAGGAACGGCCCACCCCUGAUGAGUCGACUACGACGAGCACCGCAGCACCGAAGAAGAAGAAGAAGGACGGCGGCCGCGGCCCUGAG